AGACAAAAGGCCAAGAAGCCUGACAAGGGCCAAGUCUCCAGGCAGAGAGGGAGUCAUUUCAUUGGCGCUUGAAUCAGCAAAGAAGUCAAGAUGGCCAAAGUUCCUGACCUCUUUGAAGACCUGAAGAACUGUUACAGUGAAAAUGAAGAAUACAAUUCUGAAGUUGACCAUCUCACUCUGAAUCAGAAAUCCUUCUAUGAUGCAAGCUAUGACCCACUUCAUGAGGACUGUACAGAUAAAUUUAUGUCUCCGAGUACUUCUGAAACCUCCAAGACAUCCCAGCUUACCCUCAAGGAGAGUGUAGUGAUGGUGGUAGCCAAUGGGAAGAUUCUGAAGAAGAGGCGGUUGAGUUUAAAUCAAUUCCUCACUGCUGAUGACCUGGAAGCCAUUGCAAACGAAGUAGAAGAAGAAAUCAUGAAGCCCAGAUCAGUAGCACCCAACUUCUAUAGCAGUGAAAAAUACAACUAUCAGAAGAUCAUCAAAUCCCAAUUCAUCCUGAAUGACAACCUCAGUCAAAGUGUAAUUCGAAAAGCAGGGGGAAAAUACCUCGCAGCCGCUGCAUUACAGAAUCUGGAUGAUGCAGUGAAAUUUGACAUGGGGGCUUAUACAUCAAAAGAAGAUUCUAAACUUCCUGUGACUCUCAGAAUCUCAAAAACUCGACUGUUUGUGAGUGCUCAAAAUGAAGAUGAGCCUGUAUUGCUAAAGGAGAUGCCUGAGACACCCAAAACCAUCAGAGAUGAGACCAACCUUCUCUUCUUCUGGGAACGUCAUGGCAGUAAGAACUACUUCAAAUCAGUUGCCCAUCCAAAGUUGUUCAUUGCCACACGGGAAGAAAAACUGGUGCACAUGGCAAGAGGGCUACCCUCUGUCACUGACUUUCAGAUACUGGAAACCCAGUCUUGACUCUGGAGUCUACUUACUUGUGAAGUGUUUAUAGUCCAUAUGUACUAUGUACAUGGAGGAGUCAAAUCUUUUACUCUUAGUCACUUGAUGAGCAUGUGCUGAGCCUUUGUAAUUCUAAAUGAAUGUUUACUCUCUUUGUAAGAGAGUGAGCAAGCUCUAAUGGAACCAACAUCAACAUAUAAUGUUGUUUGUUAUUUAAAGAAUACCCUAUACUUGAAAUACAAAUCAAAACCACCAUGAGAUACCACCUAACACCUGUCAGAAUGGCUAACAUGAACAACUCAGGCAACAACAGAUGUUGGCGAGGAUGCGGGGAAACAGGAUCUCUUUUGCAUUGUUGGUGGGAAUGCAAUCUGCUGCAGCCACUCUGGAAACAGUAUGGAGGGUCCUCAAAAAACUAAAAAUAGAACUACCCUACGACCCAGCAACUGCACUACUAGGCAUUUAUCCAAGGGAUACAGGUGUGCUGUUUCAAAGGGACACAUGCAUCCCCAUGUUUAUAGCAGCACUAUCGACAAUAGCCAACGUAUGGAAAGAGCCCAAAUGUCCAUCGAUGGAUGAAUGGAUAAAGAAAAUGUGGUGUAUAUAUAUACAAUGGAGUAUUAUUUGGCAAUCAAAAAAAAUGAAACCUUGCCAUUUGCAACUACGUGGAUGGAACUGGAGGGUAUUAUGCUAAGUGAAAUUAGUCAGUCAGAGAAGGACAAACAUUUUUGCCUUCACUCAUAUGAGGACUUUAAGAGACAAAACAGAUGAACAUAAGGGAAGGGAAACAAAAAGAAUAUAAAAACAGGGAGGGGGACAAAACAGAAGAGACUCAUAAAUAUGGAGAACAAACAGAGGGUUACUGGAGGGGUUGUGGGAAGGGGGAUGGGCUAAAUGGGUAAGGGGCACUAAGGAAUCUACUCCUGAAAUCAUUGUUGCACUAUAUGCUAACUAAUUUGGAUGUAAAUUAAAAAAAAAAAAAAAAAAAAAGAACACC
This is a messenger RNA of Panthera uncia (snow leopard), 1882 nucleotides long. It is a transcript of the gene IL1A, whose product is annotated as interleukin 1 alpha. The coding region runs from base 91 to 903 and encodes 270 amino acids. Gene Ontology annotation, cellular component: extracellular region. Lineage: Eukaryota; Metazoa; Chordata; Mammalia; Carnivora; Felidae. The record is from RefSeq and is a predicted model, not a curated record. Gene Ontology annotation, molecular function: cytokine activity; interleukin-1 receptor binding. Gene Ontology annotation, biological process: regulation of nitric-oxide synthase activity; positive regulation of immature T cell proliferation in thymus; cellular response to lipopolysaccharide. The transcript is spliced from 7 exons.